AUGAUGGAAGGGAGAGAUGCCAGACGCGACCUGGAGUCCGCCCUCAGCCAGGACUCGGAUAUGCCGUUUAACCUGGCGAUGCUGUCCCUCACCGAGCUCCUCGGCCUGGGGGGGCUGCUGGGGAACGGGGCGGUGCUGUGGCUCCUCAGCCGCCAUGUCUACAGGAACCCCUUCUCCAUCUACCUCCUGGACGUGGCCUGCGCCGACCUCCUCUUCCUGGGCUGCCACAUGGUGGCCAUGGUCCCCGACCUGCUGCCCGGCCGGCUGCACUUCCCGUACCUGCUCCAGGCCUCCCUGAGCACGCUGCGCUUCUUCUGUUACCUCGUGGGCCUGGGCCUCCUGGCGGCCAUCAGCACGGAGCAGUGUCUGGACGCCCUCUUCCCGGCCUGGUACCUGUGCCGCCGGCCCCGCUACCUCGCCACGUGCGUGUGCGCGCUCACCUGGGUGCUCUGCCUGCUGCUGGACCUGCUGCUCAGCGGCAGCUGCACCCUGGUCUUCGGGGCGCCCAGCGGCCGGCUGUGCGGGGCGCUGUGGCUGGCGACGGCCGCGCUGCUGGGGGCCUUGUGCUGCGUGCUGUGCGGGAGCAGCCUGCUGCUGCUGCUGCGGACCGAGCGAGGCCCGCAGCGCGCCCAGCCCCGCGGCUUCCCCGCCCUGGUCCUGCUGGCCGCCCUCCUCUUCCUCUUCUGCGGCCUGCCCUUUGGCAUCUACUGGCUGUCCGGCAGCCUGCACUGGCGCAUCCCUCCCCAUUUCUACCACUUCAGCUUCCUCCUGGCCUCCGUGCACAGCGCAGCCAAGCCCGCCGUCUACUUCGGCCUGGGCAGCGCGCCUGGCCAGAGGCUGCGAGAGCCCCUCCGGCGGGUGCUGCAGCGCGCCCUGGGGGACGAGGCGGAGCUGGGGGCCCACAGGGACGCCUCCCGCAGGGGCCUCGUGGACAUCGCCGUCUGA
Messenger RNA from Dipodomys ordii (Ord's kangaroo rat), 945 nucleotides. It is a transcript of the gene Mrgpre, whose product is annotated as MAS-related GPR, member E. Lineage: Eukaryota; Metazoa; Chordata; Mammalia; Rodentia; Heteromyidae. The transcript has a single exon. Gene Ontology annotation, cellular component: membrane. The record is from RefSeq and is a predicted model, not a curated record. Gene Ontology annotation, molecular function: G protein-coupled receptor activity. Bases 1 to 945 code for a protein of 314 amino acids. Gene Ontology annotation, biological process: G protein-coupled receptor signaling pathway.